AGGGGGGCGAGGGGCGGGAAAGGCGGGAGCGCGGGAGCCGCUCGGGCCGGGGACGCGGACAUGAAGGUCAUCACCUGCGAAAUCGUGUGGCACAAUAAGGAGCCCGUUUACAGCCUGGACUUCCAGCACGGGGCGGAUGGGAAGAUCAAUCGCUUGGCCUCGGCAGGGGUGGACACGGCUGUGAGGAUCUGGAAGGUGGAGAAAGGUCCGGACGGCAAAGCCAUCGUGGAAUUCCUGUCCAACCUGGCCCGGCACACCAAGGCCGUGAACGUCGUGCGCUUCUCUCCGAGCGGCGAGAUCCUGGCGUCCGGAGGGGACGAUGCUGUUAUUUUGCUGUGGAAGCUGAACGACAGCAAGGAACUGGAGCCGCUGGUUUUUCAGGAUGAAGAUGAAGCUCAGCUCAACAAGGAGAACUGGGCAGUUGUUAAAACCUUAAGAGGCCACUUGGAAGAUGUGUAUGAUAUUUGUUGGACCUCAGAUGGCAAUUACAUGGCCUCUGCUUCUGUGGAUAACACAGCUAUAAUGUGGGAUGUCAAUAAAGGACAGAAGGUUUCAAUAUUUAAUGAGCACAAGAGUUAUGUCCAAGGAGUAACCUGGGAUCCUCUAGGCCAGUACAUUGCAACCCUGAGCUGUGACAGGGUCCUGCGGGUGUACAGCACCCAGACCAAGAGAGUGGCAUUCAAUGUCACCAAGAUGCCAUCUGGAUCAGGAGCUGAAGGAGAGGCCAGGAGCUACCGGAUGUUCCACGACGACAGCAUGAAGUCCUUCUUCCGGCGGCUCAGCUUCACUCCUGACGGCUCCUAUUUGCUCACUCCAGCUGGCUGCGUGGAAUCGGGAGAAAACGUUACCAACACCACCUAUGUUUUCUCCAGGAACAACCUGAAAAGGCCUGUGGGUCACCUGCCUUGUCCUGGGAAGGGAACUCUGGCCGUUCGCUGCUGCCCGGUCUACUUCGAGUUGAGAGGAGCAUUUCAUAAAGAUGAGAUCAGUCAGAAAUCGUGCCCUGCUCUGUUUAACCUGCCCUAUCGGUUGGUGUUUGCUGUGGCCUCAGAAGAUUCUGUGCUUUUUUAUGACACUGAGCAGUCCUUCCCCUUUGGUUAUGUCUCUAACAUCCAUUAUCACACCCUGAGUGACAUUUCCUGGUCCAGCGACGGAUCCUUCCUGGCUAUUUCCUCCACGGAUGGAUACUGUUCCUUCGUCACCUUCGAGAAGGAUGAGCUGGGAAUUCCACUGAAGGAGAAGCCCCAGAUCAGUGUCAGGACUCCUGGUGCAACAGAGAAGAAGGUGAAGAAGAGCCAGUCCCACAAAUCCACCUCCCCAGGCUCCAGGCUGGCCGAGGGGACUCCUCCCAGCAGGAGCAGCGACCCCAGCCCUGCCAACCUCCAGCCCAGAACAGCCGGCAGUGCCGGCAGGGACUCGCCUCCCACUCCUGUGGGCACCAAAAAUGUCCCAGCCUCGUCCUCAGAGGAGAGGAGGAGCAGCAGCCAGGCAGCCACCCCCAGCACUGGGGCAAAGCAGCCCCGCAGGAUCGCCCUCAACACUUUACAGGCCUGUUUCAAGGCCCCAAGGAGAAUAAACUUGAUUUCCUUGAAGCCAGAUACACCCACCCCUGCAGAUACAGACACAGCUCCUGGGCCUCCUUCCUCAGAGCAGGACCAUGAGAGGCCAUUGCCACCUGAGGACAGUCUUCAAAAUCCCCCAGCACCAAAACGGCCCAGGACUGAGGAAAUGCCUCUUUCUGCACCUGAACAUCAAACCACCUCUGAUCCAGACAAAUAAGGGCUGAGCUUAUUCAAACAAAGAAGCUUUUAGCAGGCUCUUCCCAGUCUGAAGUCAGUGCAGCCACAUCUGAGUGCAUUGCUUUUUGCAGAUGUUAAAUCCUCAAUUCCCAAUUAAAGUCCCCUGUGCAUAUUUGCUGUGGCACUGUGAAGGACCUGCCAAGUAGAAGACACAGGUUUCAGGAAUGUAGUUUUUGCAGAAAGAAGAAAUAGUUGGGAAGUGACUUGAAGAAAUGCCAGAGCUUAAGGAAAUCAGGGAAAUCUGGGUAUUUAAAAAGCCAUCCAGUAACCUGCAAGUCUCCAUCAGAGUCCCUAAAUUCGUGUUUGCAAAGCAUUAUGUCUUCCAGUAACCUGUGUGGCACAGGAAGAAUAGAAUGUAUUCAUAGGAUCUGAUGUGGUUUAAGACCUAAAAAAAGAGGAAAUUGUGUCAUUCCAGCAUCUUGGCUUAUUUGUUGGGCAGAGUGUCAAAUAAUUCCCCUCAGUACCUAUGGAAUGGGAGCUGAUGGUCAGGGUGCAACACAGAUCAGGGCUGAGAUGACUCAAACAGAAAUGGAAAGUUUGAACUGCAAGAAACAAGAAGGCUAAAGGAAGAAACCCUCUGGGGACCUGGUUUGGAAUUAAACAGCGGGAAAAAAAGUUGUUAAUUGUUUAGUUUCUGUGUUUAAAAAAGAAAUGCAGGCAGGAGAUUUUCCUGAGGCAGCAGGAUUUGAGUGCAGACAUUAGAAAUACCCCCUUUUUCCUUUUUCAAAACUUAACUCCCUUAGCCAAUAAAAUACACCACAAUGUAUGUAUGUGUUCAUAUUAAACCUCUUUGACUUUUAA
Pseudopipra pipra is the source of this 2600-nucleotide messenger RNA. RefSeq names its product chromatin assembly factor 1 subunit B (gene CHAF1B). Gene Ontology annotation, biological process: DNA replication-dependent chromatin assembly; nucleosome assembly. Gene Ontology annotation, molecular function: protein binding. Gene Ontology annotation, cellular component: nucleus; CAF-1 complex. The transcript is spliced from 14 exons. The record is from RefSeq and is a predicted model, not a curated record. Lineage: Eukaryota; Metazoa; Chordata; Aves; Passeriformes; Pipridae. The coding region runs from base 61 to 1779 and encodes 572 amino acids.